Molecule: messenger RNA, 3941 nt
Organism: Monomorium pharaonis (pharaoh ant)
Lineage: Eukaryota; Metazoa; Arthropoda; Insecta; Hymenoptera; Formicidae
Product: serine/threonine-protein phosphatase 4 regulatory subunit 4
Exons: 16
Coding region: 92-3718 (1208 amino acids)
Cellular component (GO): cytosol; protein serine/threonine phosphatase complex
Molecular function (GO): protein phosphatase regulator activity; protein binding
Source: RefSeq, a predicted model, not a curated record
CCGUUCACGUAAAGUGUUCCUACCAGGCCGCGAUUGAUCAAUCACCGCCACCGUACUCGCGAUAAGUUGAUGAGUAAGAUGCGCCUCGAAAAUGCUGCAAGAGGGAGAUGAAACCCCGUGCGAGAUCGCGCUCGAUCCGAAGGGAGAUGAGCUUCAGAAGCUUAGUGUUAUACAAAGUCUACCAAGUCUUCUUGCCACUGAUUCGCAAUCAUGUAUGUCUCGAGUGGUACCUAAGAUGCAGCAGUCUUUGGCUACUGCAUCAACUGAGUUUCACAUAGCAGCGUCGUCCACAUUCAAAACAAUUUUAGAGCAGAAGCUUGUCAGCCAUAAUGUUUUUAGUCAGACAUUCCUUCAAAGUAUAUUAAAUUCCCUAGAGAGUCGUGACCCAGUUAUCUGUCAUGCAUGGUUGGAGACUUUACUGGAUGUGAUAGAAUUACUGCCGGUAGAAGUCAUAAGAGCACAGAUUCUUCCAUUGACUAUAAGUAAAGGGCAAUUGUCACAAUCGAUUUACUCCAGGAUAACAUGCAGCAGGUUAUUGGGGAAGAUUUGUACACGAUUCGAUUCUUCUAUGAUACAGAAGGAAGUUCUACCAACAGUGCACUCCCUUUGUCAGGAUGUAAGUAGCGAAGUACGAGCCAGUAUCUGUUUGCAGUUGCGUUUUGUUGCGGAAGGUCUAGGUGCUGAGUCUGUAAAAGCUGCUUUGCUACCUUCACUUGUAGAAUUAGCAAAUGAUGAAGAGAGCAGUGUAAGAUACGCCACUGUACAGACAAUAGUAUAUUUACUACCUCAUCUUCAGGAAGAUACAAUAAAAAAUAUAAUAGCCCCACUUGUUAAGAAGCUAUGUGAAAAUGCAGCUAAAUCGGAAGAUAAUGUGAUAUGUGUAAUAGCGCAAGAAUUUGGAAAACUUAUACUUGGCCUAGAAAAAUGUUUAUCAAUGCCAGAGAAAACAUGGUUCAUAAAAUAUUAUCAACAACUUGCACAAAUGGGAAUACCAUCGCUGAAAAAAGAGAAACCACUUUUCACGUUUAUUAGCAGCAAUCCUACACAAGAUGAAAGAUAUGUUGAAUGUAGAAAGCACUGUGCAUUUAAUUUGCCAGCAAUGUUUAUUUUUGUAUCAAACUCUCCACAAGAUGUAGAUGCGAUACUUAUAACAUUUGAUGCAUUGACAAGUGAUCAUUAUUAUAUGGUUCGGAAAACCGUUGCAUGUGGGAUUCAUGAGGUAGCAAAAGUUCUAGGAUCAAGAGGUGCACGAAUAAAAGGAAAUUUCAUAAAAUUGCUAAAAGAUGAUUCCGAGGAAGUGCUUCAAGAUUUAAUUCCUCAUUUAGGAUUAACGCUAGAAUGUUUGGCCGAAAGUCAAACUAUCGGAACAGAUAGAAUGGAUUCUUCUUUAAUGGAAAUAGGUAAAGCUCUUUUAAAAUGUGAGGCUGAAAUUGCAGGCACGCACAAUUGGAGAUUGGCAUCAUUAAUGCAUGCGCAGCUAGAGAUUUUACCCAAAUGUUUUUCUAGUGAUUUUAUAUAUUCAUACUUUGUUCCAAUGACUUUCUCCAGAAUUUUACAUGCGCGACCAAUACCGGUACGUCUUGCUGCAGGAACACUUUUUCUUCUUUUUCUACGAUACAAUACGAAAUCUAUACAAAGGGCAGAACUGCGUAGUAGAAUCUUUACAGAUUUAGCUAAUAAUCCUGAUUGUUACGUGAGAAUGAUGUUUGUUCGUAUGAUGGUCGAAGCGCUAGAAAUCUUUUCUUCUACAUAUUUUAAGGAAUAUUUUUUCAAUGUUUUAUUGAAUCUGGCUGAAGAUCCUGUAGCUAAUAUAAGAAUGAAAGUAGUAUCUUUAUUGCCACAACUUAAAAACCAAUUAUGGAUGCCUACCGACAAAAAAUUACUAACAUCAUUAGAGUCGGUUGUGAGACAUCUAGUAAACAAUGAAAAAGAUAGAGACGUACUAUUUAUUUUAAAAAACGUUACACAGAAGUUAGACAAAAUGGAUGUCAAAUGUGAAGGUCAAAGUUUAACAACAAAGCUUACCAGACAAGAUGUGGAGGACGCCAAAAAGUUAGAAGAAGAAAAGAAGUUGUCUAAUAUAGGUGCAGGAAAGGCAGCAAGUGGAAAUGUAAAGAAAGGUUGGACAAGAGCAGGAACUGAUGGUUCUACAAGAGGAUUAUCACAGCCAAAAGGUGAGCAUUUAAUGCAGAAUAAAGGAGCAAUGCAUGAAACAAAAUCGGUAUUAAUUAAAUAUGGAACUACAUCUUCACGCCAAGUAAUCGAAAGCUUAAAAACGAGAAUCCAACUAACACAACCUUGGGAGAAAGUGGGACAUUUCAACUCUCAUACUAAUACAUCGCAUUUUAAUUUUGUGAAUGGAUCAUCUAAUGAUUAUAUUACGCCUAAACCGCAAUGUAGCUGCUCCAAGUUAGCAGUCUUCCAAGCUCUCUUGACAUUGCCGGAUGCUUGUGAACAAGAGUAUGAAAGUGACUCCUAUUGCCAUUCGUAUUACGAUACUGACAACGAUCACUUGAUGUUUAGAAAACAAUCAGUCCAAGCGAACGAAUAUAGUCCUUCCACUUUUACCAAAUCUUUUUUCCUGUCGCUUGUAAAAGAAAAUAAGCAAGAGACGCAACAACAUCCUCCACUAACACGAGAUUAUUCACAUGAAUUUUCUACUAACAUUGGCGACAAGGAUAGAGCGCCGAAUUUCGCCGCUUUAAGAGCAUUAACAAACGCAGCUCAUUAUAAUUCUUGUUGGGCUUUUAGCUCCAUGCCGGAAAUAUCCGUGAUGCAGUCAGAUGAAUUCUUGGUAGACGCUGGUAUCAGGAUGCCCACCUCCGAAUUCUCCGUUUCUCAAAGUUCAUCAAAAAUUCCGCAUUUACAAGAUUUUAUUGCCGCAAGGAGGCAAGUAAAUACUACGAUUCGGUCUAGACGAAGCAGCAUGAGUUUUGAUAAGGGGAAGUUUAAGAGACAUUCCUCUGUCGAAGAUUCCUCGUAUGAAGAUUGUAUGAAACGUAGGAGCGAGAGUGACUCGUCGAGGAUUACUUCAAUUUCAAUAGAUUAUGAAGAGGGCUUGCGACAACGUAACAUGAUGAAGGAAAACUUGAGUGAUCAACACUUGUCUAAAACUGAUGUGAGGACUAAAAGAUAUUCCGCUCCGCAUGGAAGAACUAGAUUCGGGUGGGACGCUAACCAAGAGAGAUCUCUAGAUGAGAAAUAUAAGAGAAAUUCUUUGAUACUGGAUAAAGACAAGUUAAAGUUCACUAACUCUAAAUGCACGCUUGAUCGAACUAAACGUCAUUCCACGAAUUUUAGUUUGAAGCUUACGGAUACUAAGGAAACAAAGCAGCAAAUCGUGAAACGUCACAGUUUGGAGGAUCCUACAGUACGUCGUACUAUAAAAGGAUAUUUCUCAACAUUAGACGUGAAUCAUAAUCAGGGUCUUAGCAAAAUUCCCUUGAGAAACGUUGAAUCUCGUAGCAGAACCGCACCUGCCACCAGAGCAUCUAGCCCUGUACACGUAGAAUCGCGAUUAAGAUUUAAUAUUGAGAACUGUGAUGAUUCUCGAAGUUCUGCUAAUGACAGACACUUGAAUAGAUUUAGUUCAAGUGACGAAGAGGUCGACAAAUUAUGUAGGAUGUUAUUACAUUCUCAAACGGCACAAAGUAGUACAGGAAUAACACCAAGAAAUAGGGAGAGAUAUCCUGUUCACUUGUUAAUGAAAAAAUUAUAAAAUGUUUAAUUCUGUUACGUUUCACAUACUUUCUACAAUUCUUCCACAACUGCAUUUAGCGAUUAUAAAAAAUGAGCUUUAUGCAUAGUUGCAUGCGAUGUAUGCAACUAUAAAUUUAAUUAAGAGGUCUAAAUGAGAGGUCUAAGCCGAUAGAAGACUACGUAACAUGUUCUUUCAAGUGUCUUUGUUUAAGUAAAGCUUGUGAUGUAGUGUACAAAAAAAA